AUGGAGACCACCAGGAACGACGCGGCGAGAGUGAAAAAGAUACAGAUGAGGCGCGAGAAGAGGGAGAGGAGGCGCAAGGAGAGAGAAGCCACAAGACUGGCAAAUGUUCAAAGUGGCGCAUGCGAGACUGGCAAGGAAGGGAUUGAGAUCCCAAAGAAUAGGGCUGGACGCAGCAGCCUCGCAAAUAAAAAUGACGAGCUCGAAAAGCGCCUUGCCGAGCUCGAGAAGCGCCAUGCCGAGCUCGAGAAGCGCGCUCUCCGCGUUGGGGCGCGCACCGACAAGGUGGAGGCGGCUUUGGCGCGCCGCACUGUCGAGGUCACCACCCAGCUGGAAUUCUUCAAGGCCGACAUAAAGGCAGGCCGCGAGAUAAUCAGGCGCCUCUCGCGCAAGGUGAACAAGAUGGAGUUCUGGGUCGCGCAGUUAAAGGGCGCCUGCGACGUGGGCCUUGACCACCCUAAGAAGCUCACCAAGCGCGAGAGGAAGAAGAAGAACAUAGCGAUCAGAAAUGUCCGCAGGAAGACGGAGAGGGAGGCCCGGGAGGUGGCCUUGAGGCAGGCGGCGCAGGAGAGCAGAAAGAAGGAUUGCCUCGCUCAGGAAAACAGGCGCAAGGCCUGGCGUGAUGCCCAGAAGCACUGGAAGGAAUCCAAAAUGAGAGGAUUUCCGAGACGCAAGGGGGCAGGCUGGUAA
Gaeumannomyces tritici R3-111a-1 is the source of this 687-nucleotide messenger RNA. RefSeq lists its product as hypothetical. NCBI's taxonomy places the organism in Eukaryota, Fungi, Ascomycota, Sordariomycetes, Magnaporthales, Magnaporthaceae. The record is from RefSeq and is a predicted model, not a curated record. The transcript has 3 exons. Bases 1 to 687 code for a protein of 228 amino acids.